This is a messenger RNA of Soboliphyme baturini, 1095 nucleotides long. NCBI's taxonomy places the organism in Eukaryota, Metazoa, Nematoda, Enoplea, Dioctophymatida, Soboliphymatidae. The record is from the annotation of a GenBank genome assembly.
AUGGCAGAUGAUGCUGAUAAUACAUUGGCGAAGAAGCUGGUGGAGAACCUGCAGGGUGAUUUGCGGGCGCUAUGCAGCGAGACUAAAAAGAAGUGUCCAAAUAUUAAGGGCGUAAGCUUAGACCUUUUAUACUCAUUUUUUCGUUGUGCUCAUAUUAUCCUGCCAUUCUUGCUUGGCUGCGAGUCGAAGCAGCCGCGUCUCGUGCAGAUCAGUUUGUCGGGCCUGCACCGUCUGGUUUCUUUCCAUGCCUUAAAUGAGGUGGCAUCCGUUCAGUUGGUCGACGAGUUGUGGAGUUUAAUGGAGAGCGAAAUCGAGGAGCUGCGCAUUCUUCAGACCGUUGCUCUGCUCAUAUCGCCCGAACGUGUCGUCAGGGGUGAGGCACUUGCAAAGUGUCUCGUCAUAUGUUUUCGUCUGAACUUCACGAAAGACCCAACGGUGGUUAACACAGCGUCAGCAACAGUGCGACAGCUUGUUUGUCAAGUGUUCGAGCGAUUGAGGCUUGAGAAGCCGAGAGAGCUUAAAAUUAACCGAGCCAGGCCACCUCAGGCAGUCAGUCCAUUCGUUAGCGACGCUAUUAUGCUGUUUCAGGAUCUAUGCAGACUGAUCAAUGGUGAACCUCCGUUUUGGUUAAAAAACAUAACGGAAAUGACCCGUACAUUGGGACUAGACAUUUUGGAAAUGAUUCUUGUUCAAAGUAGCACCGAAUUUCUGAAGCGCCCCGAAUUUACAUUCCUGAUCAAAGACCAAGUGUGUCCCAUGUUGAUCAGAUUGUUUUCGAACAUGAAACAUUCAGCCGGUCAACAGCAUCAAAUGUACGCUCAUCCUCCGCCAGAGGUGGUUUCAGACAAGCCGUAUUUUCCGGUCACGCUUCGUCUCCUGCGACUGAUGGGUCUCCUGAUCACCCGUUAUUACGUUGUGUUGACGACUGAAUGCGAAAUUUUCCUUUCAUUGCUGAUCAGGUUUUUGGACGAAGAAAAGUUACUCUGGCAAAGAGCGCUUGCCAUUGAGCUGAUCGAAAAAAUUGCCUCUUACCCGGAACUAAUCAAUUUACUAGCAGUUUUCGAUGCCGUAGGCAAGAAUGAUAAUCUCCUGUAA